AUGGAGCCUUCCAAAGCACCAGAUUGACAUCAUAUUUUUAUGGUACUUGCAUUACAGAUAUAGUGGAAAGGAGUCCAGUACAAACAUGGUUAUCCUGGAUAUCAAAAUGCUCUCUGGAUUUGUCCCAGACCCAGAGUCUUUGAACAUGCUCAAAGGUGCCCUGCUGGUGGAUCGUGUUGAACAAAAGGAGGAUCAUGUUCUGGUGUACAUACGGGAGUUACCGAAGGACACAGGCAUCAACCACAGCCUAAAGCUCAUACAGGAGCACCAAGUGGAGAACCUGAAGCCAGCCGUGGUCAAGAUCUACGACUACUACCAGCCAAGUGACCAGUCUGAUACAGAAUACAUCCACCCUUGUGUUGCAGCUUGAAGAGCAUCUGGUCAGUCCUCGAGUCGUCCAGAAGAUACAUAUUAUGUACUUAACACCACGUCUGUUUGUAUUUCCUUGUUAGUAUUCUGCCACAACCCCUGACAGCUGUGUAACUACUGUGUCUGAAGUGAAAUACAUGCAUAAUGGACAAUUAAAUAAUGUGACGUUAA
Sander lucioperca (pikeperch) is the source of this 540-nucleotide messenger RNA. RefSeq names its product pregnancy zone protein-like. NCBI's taxonomy places the organism in Eukaryota, Metazoa, Chordata, Actinopteri, Perciformes, Percidae. The transcript has 5 exons. Gene Ontology annotation, cellular component: extracellular region. The record is from RefSeq and is a predicted model, not a curated record. The coding region runs from base 86 to 370 and encodes 94 amino acids.